UCAGCAGCCCUAAAAAAUCAUGUGAUACCAACAGUUUUCUUCUCAAAGAAAAAAUAAAAGAUAAAGCAAAUAAGAAGAAUGGAGAAUCAAAGAAAAAGUUUGCUGUUUCCUUUGGUUAUUGUUCUCUUCUUCUUGCUGAAUGCUACUGCUUUUGCUCAGUUAAGAAGUGAUUUCUACAAAAACACAUGCCCAAAUGUUGAGUCUCUGGUUCGUGCUGCGGUUAGACAGAAAUUUCAGCAGACUUUUGUUACUGCUCCAGCAACUCUCCGACUCUUCUUCCAUGAUUGCUUUGUCCGUGGGUGUGAUGCUUCAAUGCUAUUGUCGUCACCAAAUAGAAAAGCAGAAAAGGACCAUCCAGAUAAUCUUUCAUUAGCAGGUGAUGGAUUUGACACUGUUGUCAAAGCCAAAGCAGCUGUGGACAAGGAUUCCAAAUGCCGUAACAAAGUCUCAUGUGCUGAUAUUUUGGCUUUGGCCACUAGAGAAGUCGUUUCUAUGACUGGAGGCCCAUUUUACCAAGUGGAAUUGGGCCGUCGUGAUGGGAGAGUUUCUACAUUAGCAGGAGUCCAACAUCAACUUCCAGGGGAGGGAUUCAACCUAGACCAGCUCAAUACCAUGUUUGCCAGACAUGGCCUUAGCCAGACUGAUAUGAUUGCAUUGUCAGGUGCACAUACCCUUGGUUUCUCCCAUUGCAGUAAAUUCUCCAAGAGACUCUACAAUUUCAGCCCAAAAAGCAGAGUUGACCCGACCCUAAACCGACAAUACGCCGCACAACUCAGGCAAAUGUGCCCAAUACGGGUUGACCCGAGAAUUGCCAUUAACAUGGAUCCAACAACACCAAAUACCUUUGACAACGCUUACUUCAAAAAUCUUCAACAAGGAAAAGGUCUUUUUGUCUCUGAUCAGAUUCUGUUCACUGAUCCAAGAUCAAGAAAUACUGUCAACUUUUUUGCUUCUAACAAUGAUGCUUUUAAACAAGCUUUUGCUACUGCCAUGAUAAAGUUGGGUCGGGUCGGAGUUUUGACCGGUAACCAGGGUGAGAUCCGAUUCGACUGCACUAGACAAAAUUAGAGGAGGGUGCAUUUUGUCUUUUUUCCUAGAGAAAAGAGAAGAAUUCUUUAUUUUCUUUUAAUUUUAUUUUACUAAAAUAAAGCAUAAUGCUAUAGUUAUUUUUGGCAAUAAUUUUCUAUGAUCAUGGGAUAUGUAAGAGUUAGCUUCUGGCUCGUUCAAUGCGUAAGAUGAUUGCGCUCCAGCUCACUCAAGAAUGGAAUAACAUUGGUCCAUUAGCAAACUCACCUUGGACGCAAUAUGUUGUAACUCGUGAAUAAUAUUAUUUUUCUUCAAUUUAUUAUUCCAUUUUCUCUAAAUCUAUGUUAUGUAUAUUCAUUCUUGAA
This is a messenger RNA of Nicotiana tabacum (common tobacco), 1391 nucleotides long. RefSeq names its product peroxidase 16-like. The record is from RefSeq and is a predicted model, not a curated record. Gene Ontology annotation, biological process: response to oxidative stress; hydrogen peroxide catabolic process. NCBI's taxonomy places the organism in Eukaryota, Viridiplantae, Streptophyta, Magnoliopsida, Solanales, Solanaceae. Gene Ontology annotation, molecular function: peroxidase activity; heme binding.